GCGCAAAUUUUAAAUUAUCUUCAUAAUUCAUCCUAACAGCUCAUAAAUAUGAAGUCAAACACAAGCUUGUUUACGUAAUUUAUCUUUCCUUUUUUAUAUGUAAGCUACGUUCUGUGUCCUAUUGUCGCAGAGCAUAAAUCUAAGAGUUUCAGAUAACAACAUCUGCUUCAGUGUAAAAAAAAUCACAACAAUGGGGAAAGGAGGCGGGUGUGUACCUAGCAAGAAGAAGGCGCCCAUUUAUGGUUCGAAGAAGAAUGAUCCAGUUUCAGAGAGCAUGGAAACCCAAUCGCGAGUAACGGAAACGACAACAAUCGCAGUCCGAGAAGCGCCGAUCGAAGCAGAAACGAAGAAGCUGAGGGUUUUCAUAGUGUAUUACUCAAUGUACGGUCACGUGGAGUCACUGGCGCGGGAAAUAAAGAAAGGUGUGGAUUCGGUAGAAGGAGUGGAGGGCGUGUUGUACCGAGUGGCAGAGACGCUACCCAAGGAAGUGCUAGAGAUGAUGAAGGCGCCGCCGAAGGACGAUAGCGUUCCGGUGACAACGGCGGAGAAAUUGGUGGAGGCGGAUGGGGUGAUAUUCGGGUUUCCGACGAGGUUCGGGAGCAUGGCGGCGCAGAUGAAGGCGUUUUUCGAUUCGACGGGGCAGCUAUGGAGGGAACAGAAGCUGGCGGGAAAACCUGCUGGCUUCUUUGUGAGUACCGGCACACAGGGCGGUGGCCAAGAAACGACCGCGUGGACGGCAAUUACACAGUUAGCGCAUCAUGGGAUGAUAUAUGUUCCAGUGGGAUAUACAUUAGGAGCUGGAAUGUUUGAAAUGGAAUCAGUUAGAGGAGGGUCUCCCUAUGGUGCUGGGGUUUUUGCUGGGGAUGGAACCAGGCAAGCUACUGAUAAAGAGCUUGCCCUUGCUGAGCAUCAGGGCAAGCAUAUGGCUACAACCGUCAAGAAAUUGUCUCUCACUUCCUAAAUUUGUUUGUACUCUCCAAUAAAAGAAAAAUCAUAUCCCAAUCAAUGUUUUGUUUUUAAUGGUCGUGUUGAGGUGUGGUUUGAAUCUAUUGGUCUAUGCCGGGCUGAAGAGGAAAAAUUAUUGGCCUAUGCCAGGCUGAAGAGGAAAAAUUCAUGAUCACCUU
Neltuma alba is the source of this 1124-nucleotide messenger RNA. Its product is annotated as probable NAD(P)H dehydrogenase (quinone) FQR1-like 1. The transcript is spliced from 2 exons. Gene Ontology annotation, cellular component: membrane. NCBI's taxonomy places the organism in Eukaryota, Viridiplantae, Streptophyta, Magnoliopsida, Fabales, Fabaceae. Gene Ontology annotation, molecular function: FMN binding; NAD(P)H dehydrogenase (quinone) activity. The record is from RefSeq and is a predicted model, not a curated record. The coding region runs from base 191 to 961 and encodes 256 amino acids.